ACGCUAUUUAAAUUUCGAAAUUAUACCAAUGAAAAACUCCAAAAUGAAAUCAAUGGCGAUAAAGAAAGAAGAAAUGGAGAAAAAAGAAGAAGAAGAAGAGGAGCCGAUGAGUCCCACCGGUCGAAUGAUGCUAGCCCCCAAAUUCAAUAUCUUCAUAAUAUUAUUCAUGGGUUAUUACUCCAAAAUCGAUCCCAUUUUAUUCAAGAAAUGCAUCCACCAAACUCUCCUCAAGCACCCUCGUUUCUCCAGCAUCCUCGUGGCGAGCGGGGCCAGUUUCCGUUGGAGGCGGACCGCGGUGGACCUUGACCGCCACAUCUUCGUCCCGGACGUGGCCGCGGCCACAGAAUCUCCGGACGAGUUCGUGGCGGAGUACGCGUCGAGGCUGUCGGAGAUUCCGAUGGACGCGGUGGCGAAGCCGCUGUGGGAGUUCCACGUGCUGAACGUGAAGACGUCGGACGCGGAGGCGGUGGUGGUGAUGAAGAUCCACCACUCCUUAGGCGACGGCGUCUCCCUCGUUGCGCUCACCCACGCCUGCUCCAGGAAGCUCGACGAUCCCGCCUCCUUGCCGGUGCUUCCGCUGCCGUCCAAGAAGCGCCGGGAAGGCGGCAGCGGCGGGAGAGGAUUACUGAAAUUCAUUUGGAUGGUUGUUUUGAUUUUGUUUUAUACAUUGGUGGAUGUGGCGGCGUUUGUUGCGACGUUGCUGUUUCUGAGAGACGUGAAGACUCCGGUGGGAGCCGGGCGCGGCGUUAGGCUCAGCCGGAAGAGAUUUGCGCAUAGGAUCGUUAGUCUUGAAGAUGUCAAGUUUGUCAAGAACGCCAUGAACGUGAGCGUUAAUGAUGUGGCCCUCGGAGUAACGGAGGCCGGCCUCAGUCGUUAUCACAACUCAUUAUACGUGAAGAAUGGAGAAAAAGGGGGAGAAAACAAUCUACCGAAAAAUGUAAGUAUUCGAUCAACUGUGGUGUUUAACCUCAGACCAUCUCCAACAAUUGAGGAUUUGGCUGAGAUGCUGGAGAAAGAGGAGUUGAAUGGGAUGUGGGGCAACGUAAUAGCAAUAGUUCUUCUUCCAUUCAGUAUUGCUUUGCAAGAUGAUCCAUUAACAUACAUUCGUAGAGCUAAAUCCACCAUGGAUCGAAAGAAACUAUCACUUGCUCACCAAUGCGCCUGCAUUACCAUGAAAUUAACUAGCUCUUUCUUCGGAAUCAAGGCAGCAGCGCGUUUGACUCGGGCUGUUUUCCGAAACACAACAUUUACUUUCUCUAAUGUGAUGGGUCCCACUGAGGAGGUCAAUUUAUUUGGACAUCAUUUACGCUACAUUGCGCCUUCUGUUUGCGGAUUUCCUCAAUCGUUGAUUAUCCAUUACCUAAGCUACAAUGAUAAAAUAAUAAUUUCUAUCGGCGCUGAUGAAAAGUUGAUCGCAAAUCCUGAUCAACUAUGCGAUGAUUUGGUCUGAUCUCUUCAAAACAUU
Salvia hispanica is the source of this 1465-nucleotide messenger RNA. RefSeq names its product medium-chain-alcohol O-fatty-acyltransferase-like. Gene Ontology annotation, biological process: triglyceride biosynthetic process. Lineage: Eukaryota; Viridiplantae; Streptophyta; Magnoliopsida; Lamiales; Lamiaceae. Gene Ontology annotation, molecular function: diacylglycerol O-acyltransferase activity. The record is from RefSeq and is a predicted model, not a curated record. Gene Ontology annotation, cellular component: plasma membrane.